AUGACCAAAGAUCUCUACGACCCCUCGAUCCCGACCUCCCGCGGCGAUGCCGACGCCGCCGCGGCCGCCCGAAAGCCCGCAAACAACAUCGUGCAAGGCACGUCCGCGGCGGGAGUUCGGGCCGUGGGCACGCAGCUGGUGGCUUUUUACUUUAGGGCGCCGGUAAAGGCGUUUUUUAGGAUGAGGGUGGAUUAUAUGCAAAUGGUGCGCGCCGUGAACCCACUGAUCCAGGCGGGCGAGAGAUGGUCUUUCCGGCAGACGACGCCGCUGCUGCUCGCCCACGCCGUCAAGCACUACGGCUGGGGCUUCAUCCCGAACCAAGUCCUCCCACCCCUAAUAGCAAACGCCUCCGUCGGCGCCCUCCUCUACACCACCUACCUCACCACCCUCUCGACCCUACACGCCCCCUCCUCCCACCACUCCCGCCGAGUGCACCCCCCACCGUCCCCCACCGCCACCUUCACCGCCGGUCUCCUCGCCGGCACCCUCCAAUCCAUCGUCGCCGCCCCCCUCGACGCCAUCGUCAUCCGCUUCAAAGUCAGCGAAAUGCUCACCGGCCAAUACUCGUCCAUGUGGACGUACGCCCACCACAAGCUCCGCGAGAUCGGCCCGCGCGGCGUCUUCGCCGGCUACGGCCUCUCACUGCUCAAAGAGAGCCUCGGCUACGGCGUAUUCUUUGCGGCUUUCGAGGGCGUCAAGCAGCAGGGCUUCUACGGCUAUGCGCGGUGGUACUAUGGGCGUGGCCUCCGGCCAGGCGAAGAGACGACGGUGAAGCCCCAUUUUACGAUGGAGCCGGCGUUCCUGCUGGCCGCGGGGAUCUCGGCGAGUGUGUUGCAGCAGGUGGUGCAGCAUCCACUGGGGAAGGUGCAGGAUGUGCAUUGGGGACGGCUGGAGUCGAUGGAUUAUGCCGAGAAGCUGGCGCCGCGGGGUGGGGGCGCGGGGGUGAAGGCGGCGUGGAGGGUGUAUGCGAAUGCGUAUAGGGAUACGUGGGUGCAGUGUGCGCUGCAGAAGGAGAAGGUUGGCGGAUGGGCGAGGUGGCUGUAUAGAGGGUUUGUGAUGAAUACGCUGCGCCAGGUGCCGAGUACGAGUGCGGGGCUGAUUGUAUUUGAGUUGGUGAGAAGGCGGUAUGCGCUUGUGGGGGAGGAGGCGGCGAUAAGGGUCGAGGGCGAGGAUGGCGGCGUGGUCACCAUUUUGUUGAAUUAG
Molecule: messenger RNA, 1203 nt
Organism: Morchella sextelata
Lineage: Eukaryota; Fungi; Ascomycota; Pezizomycetes; Pezizales; Morchellaceae
Exons: 3
Coding region: 1-1203 (400 amino acids)
Biological process (GO): mitochondrial L-ornithine transmembrane transport
Molecular function (GO): L-ornithine transmembrane transporter activity
Source: RefSeq, a predicted model, not a curated record